AGAAACGUCAUACUUUUCGCAUCAAAAACUGUUGUAAAGUGUAAUUCCUGUUUCUAAGUUUUCGUUUUAUUUAUUAAUGUUAAUAAAAAUAACAUAUUUUAAGAAUAAAUAAUGUUUUUCGAAUAAAAUAAUAUUGUUCAUGUGCUACUUAAUCAGAUAGCUCAUAGCAUAAUUGAAAAAAAAACAAUAAGAAUGGAGGCGAAUGGUGUUGUUCUUAGUAGUAAUUUAAUAAAAUGGUUACAAACUCUUAAUCUCGUAGCAAAACAUGGAAAUCCUGCAGAACUAUCUGAUGGUGUAGCAAUAGCUGAAGCUCUAAGCCAGAUUGCACCAGAAUUUUUCACUGCUUCAUGGAAUUCAAAAAUUAAAACUGAUGUGGGACAAAACUGGAGACUCAAAGUUAGUAACAUAAAGAAAAUAUUAGAAGGAGUUGUAGAUUAUCAUCAAGAUGUUCUCAAUUUAAGCCUACAAGAGUUUUCACGGCCAGAUGUUGUAAACAUUGCUGAACAUGCAGAUCCAGAGGAUUUAGGGAGACUUCUACAACUUGUGCUUAGUUGUGCAGUCAACUGUAACAAGAAAGAAGAGUACAUCACGCGAAUUAUGGAACUAGAGCUGUCAUGUCAGCGAUCUAUAAUGCAAGCAAUACAGGAGUUGGAAAAUAUUACUUUGGGACAAAUUCGAGCGAGUCUGCCUGUCGAUGGGCCCACGACGGAGCACACGGAUGUUGAUAUGAAAGAGGUUCUUGCUCAGAGAUGUCAUGAACUUGAUGCACAAGUAAAAGCCCUUCAAGAAGAAAAUAUGACGCUAUUAAGUGAAAUGAAGAGGCUCACGGCAGCCCGGGAGGCUGACAACGAGAGCAAAGACGAUCUGGAUGAUGCUGGAGCAUCCUUAGGACCAGCACACGCUGGUACAUUACGGUACAGCAAUAUGCGUAAACAACUGGAUUCUUUGAAGGAUGAGCUGGAUAAAGUGGAGUUACAGAGAGAUGAUCAGAAAGCGAGAGCAGAUGUUCUUGAACGAGAGGUCGCGCUUUUGAAAUUGAAGAAUGAAGAGUUACAGAUAGCGGCAAUUGACAACGUCGCGCUAAAAGACGAAGUUGAUGCGUUGAGGGAAACGGCGGCAAAGGCGGCUGCUUUAGAAGCCACUGUGGCCUCUUACAAGAAGAGGAUGGAGGAACAUGUGGACUUGCGGAGACGGGUAAAACUACUGGAGGUAGCAAACACGGAGCACGUACACCGGGCUAUAGAGUACGAGCAGGCGGCAAAUCGCGCCAACGCUAUUCGGGGACAAUUAGACAUUUAUAAGAAACAGGUAAUAGAUUUAAAUGAGAAGUUAGAUGCUGAAGUAACCAAAGCUGACCGAUUGGAGAUAGAAAACAAGAAACUUAGCAGUCACGUGGCGUCGCUCCAACGAGAGAAAGAAACAUUGCUGCAAGACCGAGACAAACUAAAGGAGACGGUAGAAGAGUUGCGCUUCUCAACUAUUACAUCAGAUGAUAUUGCAAACUCUAGAGCGAAUGAAAAUGUAUCGCAGGAGUUGAUGCCGAACGAUGUUAAAGAGAGAUUAAUAAGGCUAGAACAUGAAAAUAAGUUAUUAAAGCAGAACCAAGGAGCACAGGCUGAUCAGGCUUCAGUACAAACUCUUCUGGAAGACUAUGUGGCUCGUUUGGAGAAGCAGCGAGCGAUGAAUCGCGAGGCGAAUCAACGGAUAAUGCAGUUGGAAGCGGCCAUAGAGGCGCCCCAUCCGAGACUAGCUUCUGCUAUUGAAGAUAAUCAAAGAAAAUCGCUACAAUUAGAAGAGCUGCAAGCGGCGUUAGCUGAAGAACGGCGUCGAGCAGGCAAACUCCAAGAAGCCGUAACAGCACGUGAAGCUGAACUGCUGGCGACGGAAGACAAGUACAAGAAGUGCGUCGAAAAGGCGAAGGAAGUCGUACGCACGCUUAAUCCGAGGACCACGGGUCAACAACCCUUGUCAGAUGCAACUUUGGGAUACUCUCGAGCAAUCACUAGUGCAAGUGGCGCCUGUACGACCGUAGCACGACCUGAAGCCACGCCCCCUAACGCGCAGAGACAUGAGUGGAGCGGGACAGAAGAGAGCCGUGUGUCAGUGAACGAGCAACGGCUAAUGGCGUCCGCGUGGUACGAGCUCGGCGCACGUUGCCAUCGCGAUGCAGUCGAAAGUAAGUUCGCGUUAUUAUCGGCAGGACACUCGUUCCUGGCGAGACAAAGACGUCAACCCCCCAGGCCUAGGCAUUCCCCCGCUGCGCCUGCGCAUUAACCUACAUUGUGUUCCAGGAUCACUUAAAUAUUACGCACAGGCUAUAUUGGUAGAAUUAAUUGGUGUGUAUUUAAAGGAGUUUUGAAAGGGAGAUUAUUGAAAUGCACCUUUUUAAUUUGUUCAAGUAAUAAAUAUCUCAAUCCUGUGAAAUAAGAAACUAAAUGUUUUUCAAGUUUCCGUAUUUCUAAAAUUUCGUGCAUUCAUACUAGUUUUACUAUCUUUCAUGUUAUAUGACUCCGUAUAUUCUUAUGUUGUAAUCUAGAAUGUCAAUCAAACAUGAAUCUAGUUUCAUGAGCUGUCAAACCUUUAUUUCUGCAUGAAGUUUGACAUUUUUGACAGCUAAACGAGCAAAUGGACCUUUAAUAUACCAAUAUAGCAAUUGCAGUGUUGUAAAUUCGAAGUGAUUAAAAUAUACGUUUUUAUUAAAUCUUACAGACAAUAGUUGUAACUAAGUUGUAUUAUAAAAUACGUUUUAUAACUGUUAUUUUUAGAUGCUUAUUUUCUAAUCCCAACAAAAUGUUACAUAUAAUCUACUCUUUAAAAAAAUUGUAAUAGUAGAACAACAGUAACAAUUAAUAUCGACAUUAACUUAAUGAAUUUAUGAGGCCUUUAUAACGCAAAAUAUAAAUAUUUUUUAUGUAAUGAGAGAGUAUUAUUACAUAAACUCAGUGUAAAACGUGAUAGUAACAUAGGUGUUUCUUUGUUUUUAUAUUAAGUUAUCAGUUAUGCCGUAACUUAUUUUUUUUUUAUUCUCACGUACGUAUAUUUUCAAUUAAAAUUUCAGGGUUUUUAAUGAUUGUCUCAAAAUCGACUUGCCAAUAAAUGCAAUAAUAGUUAUUUUCAAAUUAUCAAAUAACAAUUACGCUCAUGUUAAUCACAUUAUUUUAGUUAUAUAGAAUGUUAAAAUUAUAUGUAAGCUAUUUGAUAAAUUAUACUAAUAGGGAAGUGUUCGUUAGUAUAAGAUGCGUUGUCAAUUCAAUAGUUGCUGGUAAAUUAUGAUUUUGAUCGCUUCAAGUGUUAAGUUUCUUUGGCACACGGUAGAAACUAACGUUCUAGAUAAAACAGCAUCUAAAGAUGAUUAUAGACUUGUGUAAUUAUUACGUUUAACUUUUCUUUACAACAAAACCUUAAGACCUAUACUUUUAAAUAAAGUUUAGAACAAUAUUGAUCAAUUCAACAUUUUUUUUAUAUUAUAAUAUUUUCGCCAUUUAAACAGCCAUUGUUGCUAACAAUGAAGAAGUAUGUACUUUUGUGAUCACAUCCACCUAUAUCAGAAUUAUAGUGUAAAAAGUAAUGCUUAAGUGUAAGUACCUCAUUUGAAAUUAUCCCAUCUGUACUAUAUAAGCAUCAUUUAAUGAUAUAAUUGUAUCGACUUGUAUUGGAUUAUUGUUUAUAAAUAUUGUUUAUCUUUACGUUUAUAUGAUUUUGAUUCAAAUAUUUUAUCAUUGGUUUUAAUAAAUUUUCCUACAUAA
Molecule: messenger RNA, 3746 nt
Organism: Pieris napi
Lineage: Eukaryota; Metazoa; Arthropoda; Insecta; Lepidoptera; Pieridae
Gene: hook
Product: protein hook
Exons: 14
Coding region: 193-2274 (693 amino acids)
Biological process (GO): cytoskeleton-dependent intracellular transport; cytoplasmic microtubule organization
Cellular component (GO): cytoplasm; centrosome
Molecular function (GO): microtubule binding; dynein light intermediate chain binding
Source: RefSeq, a predicted model, not a curated record